Leptopilina boulardi is the source of this 525-nucleotide messenger RNA. RefSeq lists its product as uncharacterized. The transcript has a single exon. The coding region runs from base 1 to 525 and encodes 174 amino acids. The record is from RefSeq and is a predicted model, not a curated record. Lineage: Eukaryota; Metazoa; Arthropoda; Insecta; Hymenoptera; Figitidae.
AUGGAGUUUAUCGUAGACGUUCAAGGUUUUAAAAGACCCUACAGUGACUUUGUCUUUAAAGAAUUGGCAAUACUUCCACUUCAGGCUGAUGCUCAACCAAUCGUCUACCUAUUUGAACCUCCGUGUAAUUGGAAUUCAUUGCCAGGACGCUAUAAAAGUGAAAAUCUUUGGCUUACACAUAAUUACCAUGGAAUUCAUUGGUCAGCUGGAGACGUUUUAUACGAUAAACUUCGUCCAAUUCUACAAGAUGUACUACGAGGUGCUAAAGUCAUCUACGUCAAAGGAUUAGAGAAGAAGACGUGGUUAGAAAAAUAUUUACUAAAUAUGCAAAAUUUAGAAGAUUUUGAUUGUCCAUCACUGAAAAAAAUUAAGUCUGAAUUGUCAACUACGUGUACUCAUCAUACGCUUUAUACUGAAAAUUGUGCUGUGAGAAAUGUAAAAAUUCUUCGUGAAUGGUUUCUGGAUCCUUCAAACGAGUAUGUAAGUAUUGUUUCUAAAGAAUUGACGCAGUUGAUUGCACUUUAA